Messenger RNA from Amoebophrya sp. A120, 417 nucleotides. The record is from the annotation of a GenBank genome assembly. Lineage: Eukaryota; Dinophyceae; Syndiniales; Amoebophryaceae.
AUGGUUUGCACGCUGGGCUCCGGGGGAUUCGGCACCGUGAAGCUAGUGCACGCAAGGGACAACGAAGCACAGUGCUUUGCCAUGAAGGUCAUCGAGAAGAGCCAUUUGCUUGAGGCGAAGCUACUGGAUCCCAAGAUCAAGCAGCGACAGCAAACGGAGCGGGAUGUUCUCGUGGCCUGUGCAGAUCAGCGACACCCAAGCAUCGUGCAGCUCCUCGAAGCAUUUCAGACCAACAGAAAGCUGUACUACGUUUAUGAAUAUUGCGACGGCGGCGAGUUGUGGGACCUGNGGAUUAAUGAGGAUUAUUAUGCCACCCCAACUCGACAUAGUGUUGAGAAAAUCAAACUACAAGCAUAUCAUAGGCAAGACACAGUGUGCAGUCAUGGUGGUGCGUCUGCUUAUUCACACGCAGCAUGA